GAAUAUGCACACUUACUUACAUAGUACACUGCACUGUACAUGUACGUGCGCGCACUCGACUCGUACGCCAUUGCACGACUGUUGAGUAAGCAAGGGAACUUCCGUACUGGUCUGAGUGGGCUCUGAUUGUAGGUAGAGUAACGGAGGAAAUUGUUUGGCAGUGACAAGAAAAGGCUUGUUAAAAUCCCACAAACACUUUUAUUUAUGAGUAAUAAGCAGCCCAAACCCGUCCUCACAGGUCAGCGGAUCAGGACCCGGAAACGGGAUGAGAAAGAGAAGUACGACCCUAAUGGAUUUCGUGACAUUCUGGUGAAUGGUCUUAAUGAUAUCAAUGUAAGUAAUCUGGAUGAGGUCACCAAGUAUCUAGAUGGUGCUGGCAGCAAGCUCGACUACAAACGUUACUGGGAGACACUCUUUGAUAUUCUCUUAGCUGGAGGCAUCUUAGCCCCUGGAGGUUCACUCCUUCAAGAUGACGACAAGAAAGAGACUACCAUCAGUAAGUUCUGCCUCUUCUCAGCGGAGGAGACCACCGAGGCUAUUAAGGGUGUGGCCAUGGUGUUCCAGAGAUUGACAAGGCGUUACAGGUACUUGGGCAAGAAAUUGGAGGAUGAUGAAAUGAAGAAGAUCCUGUCGUUUCUGAAGACCUUCAGUCAGUCAGAGCGCAACAAGUUGGCCAUAUUUACAGGGUUGUUUCUCUGUACAGGCGAUAAUCCUGCCAAAUGCCUCGAGAGCUUGUACACCGAAACUCUAGUCAAGGAAGGGAUUUCCCUGGAGUUCUUUAAGGUGAUGUUCCACACUUGGCUCGGGGAGAAGGAUAUGAGCAGUAUUGCCAAUGUCCUCCGCAAGGCUUCCAUGGAUCGUAGGCUGCUGGAGGUUAUCCCUAGUACUAAGAGGUCUGAAGAAUACUUUGAGAAAUGUUUCAACGAGGCGGGGUUAGAUCAGCUUGUCACCUUCCAGAGGAAUAUGUUACAUGAUGACAAUAAGAACUCCUUCAUGACUGAGCUGAAAGAACUGAUGGAGAAAGAAAACCCUCCUACCGCCAAAGAGUUGGUAGGAAUUUGCUCCGAGAUGAAGACCAAGACAUUACUCUCUGAGCCUGAAGUGGUCAAACUGAUCUGGAACUGUAUCAUGGACAUAGUAGAAUGGAACAAGAAGGAAGAGUUGAUUACUGACCAGGCGUUGAGACACAUCAAGCCUUACGCCCCUCUGCUUGCUGGCUUCACUUCUCAGGCAAGCACAGAAUUGACUCUUCUCUAUGAAAUCCAGGAUUACUGUUACACCAACAUCAGCUUCAUGAAGACCUUCCAGAAAAUUGUGGUUCUUCUCUAUAAAACUGAUGUUUUGUCGGAGGAGACCAUCUUGAAAUGGAACAAGGAGAUCCACGUUGGCAAAGGCAAGAGUGUCUUCUUGAAUCACCUUCAGCAGUUUGUGGAAUGGCUGGAGAAUGCCGAGGAAGAGUCUGACGAGGAUGACUAGGUCAACGCCCAGUUCCCUACCUCUCAGACAAGACAGCUUAUGACUGGAAAAGAAAUUUAGAAAUGGCUCUUGGGGCUACAGUAGUUGUAGACAAUAAUGGUUAAUUAUGCAAUAUUUGUCUCUGUAAAAGAUCUCUCAAUAGUGGUGUAUAUGUGAUACUUUUGUUUAAACUACCCCUCCUGUUUUUAAUGAUACUUUAGUUUACAGUUCAUAGAGUAAAUUUGUAUGCAUAUUUUUGGAUGGACUGCACUUGGAACCAACCACAUUCCUUUCUAAGUAUUUUGAGUAUUUUGAGUUUGGCUGGAGGUUAGAACUGAACCCGAUGAAGUUGCUUUUCCCGUAAUGCUUUCUUCUUAAAAAUAUCAGAGGCCUUGUUUUGGGUGAUGAUGGAAAAAUGUGCAAGGAAAUUUGCCUACAUAAAUACUCAGAAUUGUUAGUGUGGGUACUUAUUUUGAUAGUAUUUUUAAAGUAUCGAUGAUAUUGUUUGUAGUGUCUUAAGGAACCUGUAUUAAGAAACUUUUAGUCCCCCAUUAAGAAUUAAAUCUUAACAUGGCAGGCAUUUUUUUUUCUAAUAUUAACAUCAAAACAGUGUACUUCCAUUUUCUUUGUACCAAUUUGAAUCACAAGUGAAGUCAGAUGAGAUGGAAGUUUGCAGAUAGUUACCAGUAUGAGGUAAUUUCAUCUCCAGCUCAUAUUUGCCAUUUCUUUGAUGCACAUUUGUGUUUGAAUGUUCAGUGGAUUGGUGCCCUUUUAAAAAUAUCGUUCUCCAUUUUUUGUGGGAGGGGGGAGAGGCGUGAUUGAUAAUUUGAUUUUUUAGGUGUCAAUUCAGCUGUAAUUUACGCCAUUGCUUUUCAAAAUAAGUUCAUAAUUGAAUUGACUUGAGAAGAGAUUAAACUUAUUUCACAAACCAUCAUUUUUCUUUGACUGACCUGUUCUGGCCUGUUGCCUUAUGUUAUCUAUUGUAGAGACUAACACAACCUCUCACCGUGUUGUUACUGCCUGUUUUGAUCUUUGCUAGUUGGGGGGCGGAUGAAGUUCCAUAUCAUUAACUCAGUUUUAUUGUCUGUGGAUUUUUUUGUGUUACAUCAUCUCUUCAUUAAUUUCUGCAACUUCUGUUAUGUGUCUAGCAAGUUUAAUAACCCAUUUUCUACGAUAGAUGAUACACUUGUAUCUAUCAUGAAAAUGCAGAGUUUCAUCUAUUUUUGUGGUUAUUUAACUUAAAAACCACACAAUUGGUUCUAUUUUUGUGAGGGGGUGUUUUAAGAUUUGUCUGUGUGAGACAUUUUGUUCUGAUUUUGGUUUAUUUGAGUUCAAGGUAAAAUAAAUUUGCUAGGUGAUAAUGUGUCCAUUUUA
Messenger RNA from Acanthaster planci (crown-of-thorns starfish), 2829 nucleotides. RefSeq names its product eIF5-mimic protein 1-like. The record is from RefSeq and is a predicted model, not a curated record. Gene Ontology annotation, molecular function: protein binding. Gene Ontology annotation, cellular component: membrane; cytoplasm. NCBI's taxonomy places the organism in Eukaryota, Metazoa, Echinodermata, Asteroidea, Valvatida, Acanthasteridae.